AUGACGGGCACGUUGCGCGUGGCGGCCGACCCGCCGCUGCGGUCGAGCGAGGAGAAGCAGCCGCUGCUCACCGCGUCGUCGCGUGGCCAGGAGCCUCCUCGUCGGGCCUCGGGCCUCGGCGACCGGUACCCGUCCCAAGACGCCACGUGCUGGUCGUCUGCCAUGUUCACGUGGGUGACGCCGAUCAUGAAGCUUGGCAGCCAGCGCCCGCUCGAGCACGACGACCUGUACCUGUUGGACCCUGCGAACCGCGCGCGCCAAGUGUCGACGACGUUCCAGGAGGCGUGGAAGAAGCAGUGCCGUACGGCUCGUGGCCGGCCGAGUCUCGCGUGGGUGCUGGCGUCGUGCUUUGGCGGACAGAUUGCCAAGGCGGGCCUGCUGAAGCUCGUGCAUGACUCGCUGCAGUUCAUCGGACCCAUGCUGAUCAAGGCGAUCAUUGCGUACUUGCAGGACCCUGACGCGCCGUUGAGCGAGGGACUCGUGUACGCCGCGAUUGUGUUUGUGUCGGGCGUCGCCCAGUCGUUCUUGCUGCGGAACUACUUUUUCCACUGCUUUGAAGCCGGUAUGCGGAUCCGGUCAGCUGUCUGCACGGCAGUGUACAACAAGAGCCUCGUGCUGUCGGCUGCGGCGAGACAGAAGAAGACGACGGGCGAGAUUACGAACCUCAUGUCGGUUGAUGCGCAACGACUGCAGGAACUGUCAACGUAUGUCAAUAGCGUCUGGUUCUCUUUUUUCCAGAUCACCGUGGCGUGCUACUUGCUGUGGCAGCAGAUCGGGCCCGCGACGCUUGCCGGUGUUGCAGUGAUUGUUCUGAUGCUGCCGCUCACGGCGGGGUUCUCGAAACUCAUGCGGCGUCUGCAGUUGGCAUUGAUGGAGGUGAAAGACGAGCGCAUUAAAGUUUGCAAUGAAGUGCUGGCCGGCAUGAAGGUCAUCAAGCUGCAGGCUUGGGAACACUCGUUCACGAAACGUGUGCUGGAAUAUCGCGCAGAAGAGCUCAGCAAGCUUCGCACGUACAUCUACGCUCGUAGUGGAUCUAUGACUCUCUUCUCGGCGAUGCCCUCGGUGGUGGUUGUGGCAUCGUUCUACGCGUACGUCAAGCUGGGCAACACGUUGGAGGUGGGCACUGCUCUCACGUCGCUAGCACUGUUUAAUAUCUUGCAAUUCCCGUUGUUCAUGCUACCUCAAGUACUGAAUUCAAUCGUCGAGGCAAGUGUGAGUGUUGAUCGCUUGAGCUCGUACUUCCAGGAAGAAGAACGCGAAGAGGUUCGACCUGGCGAUCUAGACCGCGUCGGUAUUCGCGUGAGCAAGGCUGACUUCAUGUGGGAUACAGCACCGAGUACUGCUGCACCGGAUACAUUGUCACGUACACAGGAAGAAGCGAAGUUGCUAGGGGAAGACUUAGUCGUGGACCAGGACGCGUCGGGACGUGGCAACAGUGCGCCUGUUCUACGAAAUGUGAACUUGGAGGCUCAAUCGGGUGAACGUAUUGCUAUUGUUGGUCACGUGGGCGCCGGUAAGUCUACGCUUCUAAGUGGGAUUCUCGGUGACGCUCGAUGUAGCCGUGGUGGGGUAAGCCUUCGUGGAUCUGUGGCCUAUGUGUCGCAACAGCCAUUCAUUCAAAACGCGACACUUCGUGAAAACAUUUGCUUCGGCUUACCGUUUGACGAAGGGAAGUAUGCUGAGGCAAUUAAGGCCAGCUCGAUGCGAAAGGAUCUAGCUGCGCUGCCUGGUGGGGACCUUACGGAGAUUGGCGAAAAGGGAAUCAAUCUCAGUGGUGGACAACGUACUCGCGUAGCGCUUGCCCGUGCAGUAUACCAGGACGCCGACAUUUACCUGCUUGAUGAUAUCUUGUCGGCUGUGGACAGCCACGUCGGGUAUGACAUUUUCAACGAAUGCAUAAAGGAAUGCCUGAAGCAUAAGCUCGUGCUGCUAGUCACGCAUGGUCUGACGUUCCUUACCGAGUGUGACAAGAUUCUGGUGCUCGAAAACGGCGCGAUCGUGGAGGAGGGCACUUACGAGCACCUUGUGACGAAGGAAGGCGGACUUCUGAUGGACCUUAUCGCCAAAUACAAAUUCCAAGAGCAGAAGGAGCCAAACGCGGUUGAAGAGGUUACUGUCACUUUGCUGGAUGAGCUGGAGGAGGACGAAGAGGACAACCCCACACCCGAACGUCUGGGUAGGAGACUGAGCCGCGUGUCUGUGCGGAGCGAACGAUCGACGAGCGAAGGAGAUGUGAAUACUCAACUAAUCGUUGACGAGGACCGUUCCGUGGGCGAUGUUGUGUGGCCGGUGUACAAGACAUGGAUUGUGGCAUUUGGCGGAAUGGCUGCUGGUCUGCUAGUGAUUGUCAUAUUCAUUGGUACUCAAUUCGUGAAUUUGCUGUCGACGUGGUGGAUUUCGUUUUGGUCAGAAGACUCCACGAAGAAUAGUGGCCAGUCAAAGCACCGAUCGCAGAUGUUCUACGUGUAUGUAUACAUGGGCCUCAAUGGAGUAUACGCUGUGGCGCUGUACGUUCGUACCCUCGCUAUAUACAGAGGAGGUCUUCGUGCGAGUCGGGUGUUGUUUCAAGACUUGCUGGCUCGCAUCCUGCGUGCUCCGACUUCCUUUUUUGACACAACACCCACGGGCCGUAUUGUAAAUCGUCUGUCGAAAGACGUGUACACUCUUGAUGAGAGCAUUCCUGCUACGUGGAGCAUGCUUCUUAACACUGUCGUGGGAGUGCUGAUGACAUUGGCCACUAUUUCGUACGUAACUCCGAUUUUCAUGGUGGUGCUGCUGCCUCUCGUAGUCGGCUACUACUUUUCGCAGCGAUACUUUAUCAGUUCUUCGCGUGAGCUACAGCGUUUGGACUCCAUCAGCCGUUCUCCUGUAUUCAGUCUACUGUCAGAGACUCUUGACGGCUUACCAACUAUCCGUGCGUAUCAUGCAGAACCCCAGUUCAGCAGGAAGAACGAAGAGUUGAUCGACCGCAAUCAGCGUGCUUAUUACUUGAACUUUGCGGUGAACUGCUGGUUGGCGCUUCGUCUCGAGUUUGCCGGGACACUGAUUGCAGCUUUCGCCGCGCUAAGUGCUGUCCUGGCCCAUAGUUCGGAUCCGGAGCGUGGGGCUAGUUUUGCUGGACUUGCAGGUGUAUCCCUUACGUACGCAUUCAGUGUCACGCAAGCGCUCAAUUGGUCUGUGCGCAUGCUUAGUCAGUUGCAGACGCAGAUGGUUUCUGUCGAACGUAUCAAGAACUACACGAUAAUGGACACGGAGGCCGAGCUCACUAGCGUGGGCAAGCUUCCUCCUGCUCAGGAAUGGCCCUCGGCAGGUGCUUUGGAAUUCCGCGGUGUAAAUUUGCGCUAUCGCCCAGGCCUGCCUCGUGUGUUGCGCAACUUGUCUUUCUCUAUUCGUCCGCAGGAGAAGAUUGGCAUUGUGGGUCGUACGGGUGCCGGAAAGUCAAGCCUCGUUGUGGCUUUGAUGCGCCUCGUCGAGCUGGACAGUGGCUCCAUUGUCAUUGACGGACUGGACAUUAGCACCAUUGGAUUGCACGAGCUGCGCAGCAAGAUUUCGAUCAUUCCGCAGGACCCGGUUUUAUUUUCAGGCACUGUGCGUAGCAACGUUGAUCCAUUUGGCCAGUAUACGGACGAGCAGAUAUGGACGUCUGUACGUCGUGCCCAUCUCGCACACGUGGUAACUGCACUCGAUGGUGCUGUCGACGAAAAGGGCUCGAAUUUCAGCGUCGGAGAGCGUCAGUUGCUGUGCAUUGCACGCGCCCUGCUCAAACGCUCGCGCAUCAUUCUCAUGGACGAGGCGACAGCCUCUAUCGACACUGAAACCGACCGCAAAAUCCAACGCAGCAUUCGCGAGGAGUUCCGCAACUGCACAUGCCUCACAAUCGCACACCGCAUCAACACUAUUCUUGAUGCGGAUCGCAUCCUUGUCAUGGAGCGUGGUUCUGUUGGCGAGUUCGACACGCCGCAGGCGCUCCAAAUGAAGCAGGAUGGGCUUUUCAAGGCACUCGUGGGGCACUGGAAGAACGAGAACAAGUAG
Molecule: messenger RNA, 4032 nt
Organism: Hyaloperonospora brassicae
Lineage: Eukaryota; Oomycota; Peronosporomycetes; Peronosporales; Peronosporaceae
Source: the annotation of a GenBank genome assembly